This is a messenger RNA of Lindgomyces ingoldianus, 1063 nucleotides long. RefSeq lists its product as uncharacterized. Gene Ontology annotation, molecular function: phosphoprotein phosphatase activity. Bases 14 to 895 code for a protein of 293 amino acids. The record is from RefSeq and is a predicted model, not a curated record. Lineage: Eukaryota; Fungi; Ascomycota; Dothideomycetes; Pleosporales; Lindgomycetaceae. Gene Ontology annotation, biological process: dephosphorylation. The transcript is spliced from 3 exons.
UGCUUGUACAACAAUGGCAGAUUCGGACCUAGCAAUGAAGAGCAUCCCCAAUUUCAGGGACGUUGGCUCGUUCAUCAACGAAACCACCGGCGAACGCUUGUUAAAGACUGGUUUGUUGUUUCGGGGUGCUCGCCCGGACGAGGCUUCACCCCAGGAUAAGCAGAGGCUUGUCAAUGAUUAUGCCAUAAAAACCAUAAUCGACCUCCGCACAGACACUGAGCACGCUGAGCAAGCGCAGAAACGCGCUGCUAGAGAGAACGCUUCCGCUUCCCCCUCCAAAAGCGAGAUGAAGGUCUUGGGAAUUGAAUACCUUGAGAUCAACUUCAACGGCCAGGCGUUUAAACGCAUGCUUAUUCGCCAAUUGCCCUGGUCGCGCUUCGUUCGACUAGCUAGCCUUCACAUGUUUGGUUACCGCUUGGAGGCCAUAAAAGUUAUCGCACCGAUCAUGGAAGCUCAAGGUCUCGUCGGCCUCGCGCUCAAUUCCCUUGACGUCUGCACUGCCGAAGUCAAGCAAGUCUUCGACGUCUUAUCUGACUCCCAGCAAUACCCGCUCAUGGUCCAUUGCACUCAAGGCAAAGACCGCACCGGCCUUAUCAUCAUUCUAGUUCUGCUCCUACUACGAGAUAUCAGCAUCCGCGCAAUCACAAUAGACUACCUACUCUCUGAGCGCGAGCUCGAGCCAGAGAAGGGCGAACGUAUCAAGGAGAUUGCUAGCAUUGGACUCUCAGCACACUUCACCACCUGCCCGCCAAACCUAGUCGCUGAAGUCGAUGAACAUCUCUCGAAGAACUACGGCAGCGUGGAGGGAUACCUCGACCAUGCCGGCGUAUUGAAAGAGCAGCGGGAUCGAAUUAUGAACAUCCUUGUGUCAAGGCAAAAACCACGGUUUUUCUAGAUAUUCACAACAUUUGCAUUGGGCGAUGACAUAAAAAGGAAUAUGGAGCUUAGUAUAGAUUUUUGAAGCUAAUGCCACGGGUAGAGUACUGAAUUUCACCACCGAGUCUCAGUGGAUGAGAGCAUUCAGAGGGAAUACCUGUAGAGCUCUGCACGAAUUCCAGCAAGC